GCAACACUACUGAAUCUAUCUCAUCACAAUCAUUCUCAAUAUAUUUCAGGUUUUUGCACAAAUUCUCAAUUAUGGCGUUGAACAACGUUAACAUUCUGACCGUGACAGUGUUGAUCCUCAUGGUGGUGACUUCAGAGAUGGUGGUGUUUGAAGCGGAGGCAGCAGGAGAGUGCGGGAGGACUCCGAUAGGGUCGGCGGCGGCAAGCCUGGCACCGUGCCUGGCGGCGACUCGGAACGUGAGGGCGAGGGUGCCGCCGGCAUGUUGUGCCAGAGUAGGUGCCAUGAUUAGGAUGUCUCCGAGAUGCCUCUGUGCAGUGCUGUUAUCACCCAUGGCACGGAGCGCCAGGAUUAAUCCCGCCAUUGCUGUUACUGUUCCAAAGCGAUGCAACAUCAGGAACCGACCUGCUGGCAAGAAAUGUGGAAGAUACACCGUUCCCUGAAAUGAGAAGCAAAGGGUAACGUU
This is a messenger RNA of Neltuma alba, 463 nucleotides long. RefSeq names its product non-specific lipid-transfer protein 3-like. The transcript is spliced from 2 exons. The record is from RefSeq and is a predicted model, not a curated record. The coding region runs from base 72 to 440 and encodes 122 amino acids. Gene Ontology annotation, molecular function: fatty acid binding. NCBI's taxonomy places the organism in Eukaryota, Viridiplantae, Streptophyta, Magnoliopsida, Fabales, Fabaceae. Gene Ontology annotation, biological process: systemic acquired resistance.